GCUGCGAGCAGCCGCGGCAGCGGCUGCGCGUAGUUGCAGUUGCGCCAUCUGUCAGGAGCGGAGCCGGCGGGGAGGGGGCUGCCGCGGGAGAGGAGGAGGGGUCGCCGCGAGCCGAAGGCCGUCGAGACCCGACCGCCGACCGGCCGCGGGAGCAGAGGAGAGGCUGCACUCGGAGCCGCGCGUCCACCGCCGUCCGGGCGCGCGGCGCUUCAAGCCGAGCACCGAGGGCUUCCCAGGCUCACACAAAGCCGCCGCCCGCGCCUGGGAGGGAUCCGGCCGCCGGGCCGGGGACACCCGGCGCCGCCCCCUGGGCACUCUCAGAAGGCCCACCGGCUCCCGGGCCCGCCGAGGAACCACCGGAGCCGCUUCGGCCGCGCCGGAGGAGGGCGGGGAGAGGACCAUGUGAAUGGGCUCCGGAGCCUGAGCGCAGCGCAGUUUUUUGAAGAAGCAGGAUGCUGAUCUAGACGUGGAAAAAGACCAGUCCAGCAGCUGUAUUAGAAGACAUGUGGUAUAUAUAAAGUUUGUGAUCGUUGGGGGAAAUUUUGGGAGCUUCAAGAUGGCGGAAGAGUAAGAUGCGGAGAUCACCUUCCUCCCCACAGAUACAUCAGAAAUACAUCUACAUGUGGAACAACUCCUACAGAACACCUACUGAACGCUGGCAGAAGACCUCAGACCUCCCAAAAGGAGUUUAGAUAAUGGGCUGUGUGCAAUGUAAGGAUAAAGAAGCAACAAAACUGACGGAGGAGAGGGAUGGCAGCCUGAACCAGAGCUCCGGGUACCGCUAUGGCACAGACCCCACUCCUCAGCACUACCCCAGCUUCGGCGUGACCUCCAUCCCAAACUACAACAACUUCCACGCAGCCGGGGGCCAAGGACUCACCGUCUUUGGGGGUGUGAACUCUUCGUCUCAUACUGGGACCUUGCGUACGAGAGGAGGAACAGGAGUGACCCUGUUUGUGGCCCUGUACGAUUAUGAAGCACGGACGGAAGAUGACCUGAGUUUUCACAAAGGAGAAAAAUUUCAAAUAUUGAACAGCUCGGAAGGAGAUUGGUGGGAAGCACGCUCCUUGACAACUGGAGAGACUGGUUACAUUCCCAGCAAUUAUGUGGCCCCAGUUGACUCCAUCCAGGCAGAAGAGUGGUACUUUGGAAAACUUGGCCGAAAAGAUGCUGAGCGACAGCUUUUGUCCUUUGGAAACCCAAGAGGUACCUUUCUUAUCCGUGAGAGUGAAACCACCAAAGGUGCCUAUUCACUUUCUAUUCGUGACUGGGAUGAUAUGAAAGGAGACCAUGUCAAACAUUAUAAAAUUCGCAAACUUGACAACGGUGGAUACUAUAUUACCACCCGGGCCCAGUUUGAAACACUUCAGCAGCUUGUACAACAUUACUCAGAGAGAGCCGCAGGCCUCUGCUGCCGCCUAGUAGUUCCCUGUCACAAAGGGAUGCCAAGGCUUACCGAUCUAUCUGUCAAAACCAAAGAUGUCUGGGAAAUCCCUCGAGAAUCCCUGCAGUUGAUCAAGAGACUGGGAAAUGGGCAGUUUGGGGAAGUAUGGAUGGGUACCUGGAAUGGAAACACAAAAGUAGCCAUAAAGACUCUCAAACCCGGCACAAUGUCCCCUGAAUCGUUUCUUGAAGAGGCACAGAUCAUGAAGAAGUUGAAGCAUGACAAACUGGUUCAGCUCUAUGCGGUGGUGUCUGAGGAGCCCAUCUACAUUGUCACCGAGUAUAUGAAUAAAGGAAGUUUACUCGAUUUCUUAAAAGAUGGAGAAGGAAGAGCUCUGAAGUUACCAAACCUUGUGGACAUGGCAGCACAGGUUGCUGCGGGAAUGGCGUAUAUCGAGCGCAUGAAUUAUAUCCACAGAGACCUGCGGUCAGCAAACAUUCUCGUGGGGAAUGGACUAAUUUGCAAGAUCGCCGACUUCGGAUUGGCCAGGUUAAUCGAAGACAAUGAGUACACAGCAAGACAAGGUGCAAAGUUCCCCAUUAAGUGGACAGCCCCCGAAGCAGCCCUGUACGGGAGGUUCACAAUCAAGUCUGACGUGUGGUCUUUUGGAAUCUUACUUACAGAGCUGGUCACCAAAGGAAGAGUUCCGUACCCAGGCAUGAACAACCGGGAGGUGCUGGAGCAAGUGGAGCGCGGCUACAGGAUGCCGUGUCCGCAGGACUGCCCCAUCUCCCUCCAUGAGCUCAUGAUCCACUGCUGGAAAAAGGACCCCGAAGAGCGGCCCACUUUCGAGUACUUGCAGGGCUUCCUGGAAGACUACUUCACCGCCACAGAGCCCCAGUAUCAGCCUGGUGAAAACCUGUAAGACCUGGGUCUGCAGAGAGAGGCCUGGUCCAAGAGGCUUCCCCGCCCCCUCCCCAUUAGCUUUCAAUUCCGUAGCCAGCUGCUCCGAGCAGAGCAGUGAGAACUGUCCAGGAUCAGAUUGCAUGUGACUCUGAAGCUGACGAACUUCCAUGGCCCUCAUUAAUGACACUUGUCCCCAAAUCCGAACCUCCUCUGUGAAGCAUACGAGACAGAACCUUGUUAUUUCUCAGACUUUGGAAAAUGCGUUGUAUCGAUGUUAUGUAACAGGCCAAACCUCUGUUCAGUGUAAAUAGUUAUUCCAGUGCCAACGAUCCUAGUGCUUUCCUUUUUUUAAAAUGCAAAUCCUAUGUGAUUUUAACUCUGUCUUCACCUGAUUCAACUAAAAAAAAAGUAUUAUUUUCCAAAAGUGGCCUCUUUGUCUAAAACAAUAAAAUUUUUUUUCAUGUUUUAACAAAAACCAA
Molecule: messenger RNA, 2769 nt
Organism: Lagenorhynchus albirostris (white-beaked dolphin)
Lineage: Eukaryota; Metazoa; Chordata; Mammalia; Artiodactyla; Delphinidae
Gene: FYN
Product: FYN proto-oncogene, Src family tyrosine kinase
Exons: 15
Coding region: 696-2309 (537 amino acids)
Biological process (GO): cell surface receptor protein tyrosine kinase signaling pathway; T cell receptor signaling pathway; innate immune response
Cellular component (GO): extrinsic component of cytoplasmic side of plasma membrane
Molecular function (GO): ATP binding; non-membrane spanning protein tyrosine kinase activity; signaling receptor binding
Source: RefSeq, a predicted model, not a curated record